AUUUAGUUCAUCCUUGGAUCAUUUUUAGUACGCUCCUUGUUCUGCAGUGGUUUGGAUGUUGCGUGGGCGCCACCUUCUUGUCACAGCAGACAGCUCACUCUCAGCGUUGGACUGAAAAAGCCUCUCUCAGCUCUCUUCUGUCUCUGGCAGCAGAAAUGAUGCUUCAGCGCUACUCUUCAUGAGAUUACUGCAGACUGGAGUGGUGUGGCAGCUCUGCAGCUGAUGGGCUGCUGCUGCUCUUUCUAUCUUUAUCGCUCUUUUAAUUGGGACGUUGGACAGAAAUAAAUAGCUCAUACUGUUGGGAGGCAAAUGAAUGGAGCAGACUCGCAGGGGAUUUCCCUGGGUUGUCAUCAGACCAAUGGAUUUGGACACAACUUUUAAGCUGGCCAAUCUGUGUUUGGCAGAAUAAGUUUUUUUUGUUUUGUUUUGUUUUGUUUUGUUUUUUUUAUCAUUUGUACAAGAUCUAAAUGUCUGCAGACUGACCUUUUUGUGGAUUUCCACUGUUAAAAUUCACAACAUAUGUUUGGUUCAAGGAUGUGCACUGUAGCCAUUCUUCAUCAGUGGAGUCUGGCUGUUUUCUUGCUUUUCGCCCCAGUGACCCUUUAUGGAAGGCCUCUUGAUGCAGUUAGUAGCAGAACGAGAAGGUCAGUGAGCCAUGCCCAGCUGAUGCAUGACAAGGGCCGCUCCCUGCAGGAGUUUAAGCGUCGGUUGUGGCUGCAGGACUUGCUGGAGGAGGUCCACACGGCCGAUGAGAGAACUCCACCUCUGCAGAGCAGGACUCCAAGCCAAACCUUCAGUGGGAAUGCGCUUCACCAGAAGCCCCCAGGGGCCACCAAGAACCUCCCCGACAGGUUUAGACUUGACAGAGAGGGCCCUAACUUGCCCCAAGAGACCAACAAGGCUCUGGCUUAUAAGGACCAACCACUAAAGGUGGCCACAAAGAGGAAAAAAAAAGUGAGGCUCGGCCGGCGUCGUGAGAAUGACAAGAAACGAAGACGGGUGCGGUCCAUCAGAGCAAAGUGGCCACAAAGGAUGCAGUACCCCGGCUGAGACAUCCAAAAAGCCUUUGAGUGGUUCUGCACUGACACUGACAUAGGUUCAGCUGGACUGAGGUCAAAGAGACUUGAACACUGGCUGACUCAGUCACUUCAUAUUAUGGCCCCAGAACUGUGCUUGUAUGAUAAUAUUUCUGCUAGGUCUGUAUUUUUGUGCUUUAGGACAAUCUCAAUCUUCCUGGAGUUUCAUGAACCAUCAUCAAACAUCUACUUAAGUCCAUAUUUAUUUGGAAUAUUCACUCUGUAUCCCUGAGUAAUUCAAAACAAUGCCAUAUGGUUUAUUCUUUAACCAGCCGUGUGCACAACUAGGUAGAAUAUUUAUUCUCUGAAUAUAAUGUAACUUCACAAAAAUAGAAAUGCUGAGCUGUUUGCUUUUUUCAGCUCUUGAUGCGUUGAUAUUUUUGGACUCACAGACAAACUGUUUACUGAAUACAUCUGUUCAAACAGUUCUGCCAUAAUUUAUUUUAUUUUGAAAGUGUGUAUUUAUUUUGUGAAUGUAUCAUGGUGCUGCUGACUAAAUUCCAUAAUGCACUUUAGUUGUAUCCUGUACAUGUUCUUUUGUGGUUAUGUUUUGAUUUGAUGUUUCUUUUUGAUUGUUCUAAUUUCUGUGCUCCCCUUAGAUCCUUCAUGGACUCGUAACUUAUUAGACGCUUCAUCUAACCACCUUUUAUUAUUUUACAUUGUAGUUUAUUUUUAUAAAACGACCCUGCGUCAGGGGCUGUCAGAUACAUUUAAUGUUCUUUCACUUGCACUGAGGGCAAAAUGUACAUAA
This is a messenger RNA of Sphaeramia orbicularis (orbiculate cardinalfish), 1827 nucleotides long. RefSeq names its product parathyroid hormone-related protein-like. The record is from RefSeq and is a predicted model, not a curated record. The transcript has 4 exons. Bases 520 to 1050 code for a protein of 176 amino acids. Lineage: Eukaryota; Metazoa; Chordata; Actinopteri; Kurtiformes; Apogonidae. Gene Ontology annotation, molecular function: hormone activity. Gene Ontology annotation, biological process: bone mineralization. Gene Ontology annotation, cellular component: extracellular region.